GGAGGGCAGGUUUCUGAACUCAGAUGGUCGGCCUCUAAAGCUGAAGCCAUGGAAGGGCUCAGUUCCUGCUCCAGAGCAGAACGGCCUGCCCAACGGAUAUGACGAGGAUAUCGCCAAGCCGUUCUUCACUGAGAUGACUCCAAAAAUAAGCAUAAAACCAGUCAUAAACAAAGAUGGGGAGAUCUGUACUGUGAAGACUCAGGAGAUUCUGGAAGGAAAUGUAGUGAGGGAGAGUGCUGAGGGUCACGGAAAUGUGGGGACAGAGAAGAUUGACAAGGUCAUCAGGCAAUGGGAAGGGUCAUUCUUUAAAGGAAAUCCCAAGCUGAGGAAGAAAUCUGUGUCUCUGCGUUUCAACCUUCAUAUGGCUGUAGCAGAUGAAGGUUGCAGCCAGAUAAAACAGGACAGUCUCCCUAACGUGGAGGUCCGUCUGGUCAUGAGACGGUCUCGCAGCAUACCCACUUUUGCUCCGUGUAAUGCUACUACAUCACAACUGUGACCUCACAAUGCUACUGCAUUACAGUUGAGUAGUGGUGACCACGUCUCAAUGUCUCGGCGGCUAAUAAAAGCAAAUCACUUUAGUGACGUCAUAGAACUUUUGCCAUUUGAAAGAAAAAAGCGUCACAUCAUCAGUAAAGCGUUCAAAAACAAAAAAACUCAAAUAGCUUUUAUGAUUGUAAUGAACUCAUGCAGAUAAAGCUACUUAAAGAAAUUUCAAGGCAAAUUAAUUUGUAGUUGAUUUAUUUUACUUCAAACUUGAUGAAUGGGAGUACGAACGUCUUGCGGUGUUUCAGAUUUCGUACAUUGUGACUUUAGAAUGUGACGCUCUCUGUGGACGCUCUACUGCCACAUUAUUGAUUAUUAGCACAUAUUACGUUACUGAAAACCUAUAAAAACUAUUGGUUUCUGAAAAUGUGUAUAGUUUAUACAUCUAUAGAGCUGACUCUUCAGUCUCAGUGAGAAAAGGUCAAUGUGGAUACAGAGAUUUCACAUUCAGUGCAGCGUUAAAAAAAGAUGCCUUAUUGCAUUUGACAAAUGUUACUGGAACUAAUUUAACACUCCAGUGAACGCUAAGGGGGUAUGAAGUUGUGGUUCUGCAGGAGACUGUAGUGUGAACCAAAACAAAAUAUUGCGAAAUUUGCAAGUGUAGCAAAAAUCUGCAGCCAAAACAAAUGAUUUAUGGUGAAACCGAUGUACUGUCCUCCCGAUAUUGCCUGCAUGGAUGUGUACAGAAUGACUAGCAGUCUAUCACUGCAGAGAGAAUGAGAUGCUAAAAGUGAAAUGUUGACUAUGAUCUUCUCUAUUACUUACACUAGCCUAUAAAAGUUAUAUUGCUUUGUAUUACGGAUGCAUAUAGUUUACGCUUUAUUUAAAGUGCAAAUACUGUGUCUUCCAAUCAAAAAUGAUGCAGGAUUGUUCAGAAAACUUGAAAUGAUCAUACUUCAACAACCAAAAAAAAAAAGGCUUUUGCAUUUCUCAUCUACACAUUAAUCAUUUAAACUGAUUUAUUUACAUACCCAUUAUGUUCUACCUCUGAUGGUUGUUGUACUGUAAAUACAUGGGGUUCUUCCUGAUGCAACAAAGAAAUGGAUACAUAUGCAUAUAUUUAAUUUAAAGUUAUAUUAAAUCGAAUUAAAUCUAUAUCCCUGAAAUAUGAAUAUAUAUUAGUUACUGCUUUAGUUUCUUAUGUAAUGCACAAUCUAGUGUCUGUCCAAGGGAUUGUAACUCACUCUAAGAAAUGUGAAGAGAAAUUACUCCAUAUGCAUUGGUAAA
Molecule: messenger RNA, 1770 nt
Organism: Sinocyclocheilus rhinocerous
Lineage: Eukaryota; Metazoa; Chordata; Actinopteri; Cypriniformes; Cyprinidae
Product: keratin-like protein KRT222
Exons: 4
Coding region: 134-496 (120 amino acids)
Source: RefSeq, a predicted model, not a curated record